This is a messenger RNA of Physcomitrium patens, 1690 nucleotides long. Its product is annotated as pantoate--beta-alanine ligase. The record is from RefSeq and is a predicted model, not a curated record. Gene Ontology annotation, cellular component: cytosol. Gene Ontology annotation, molecular function: pantoate-beta-alanine ligase activity. Gene Ontology annotation, biological process: pantothenate biosynthetic process. NCBI's taxonomy places the organism in Eukaryota, Viridiplantae, Streptophyta, Bryopsida, Funariales, Funariaceae.
CGAGGUGUAGACUGUCGUUCCUCGCCGCCAGCCCUGGAGGGAUCGUAUCGCAAGGUUUUGUGUGAAAUUUGGGGAGCGAAUGCCGCGAAUCUCCAAGGAUUUUUAACGUUGUCGAGUCGCUACUUAGAAGAUGGUGAAGCAUAGUGCGUGUGGAAGCAGACGCGAAUCGGCCUUGAAGAUUCCCAAGCUCGAUUUUCAAUCUGGAGGGGGAACAAGUUGACAAAUGGUUGACUGCAAACCCUAAAUCUUGACCACAUGCCAAUUCUUUGGAAAGGCACCGUGGUCGAAGACGCUCGCCGUUGAGGUUUGGUGCUCCUUCUUGACUGUGCAAUAGGCCUUGAAGGUGUAUGAUGAUGGGACUGAUUGAUCAAUUGAAGACCUUAAAAUUCUGGUUUACGUGCGCUUGAAUCAUUCAUAAGGUUUCCAAUCAGCGCACAAGAACCUGAACUCUGAGAACACCGCAGCCAUGGAGGUUAUCAGAGAGAAGCAAGCAAUGCGAGACUGGACUCGCGCUCAACGGAAGGCUGGAGAGCGCAUCGCCUUCAUACCAACGAUGGGGUAUCUUCACGAAGGUCAUUUAUCUCUAGUUCGGGAGGCCAAGCUGCAUGCCACAAAGGUAGUAGUAUCAGUGUACGUGAACCCCGCACAGUUUGCACCAGGUGAAGACCUGUCCACCUACCCUCGGGACUUUGAAGGCGACCUUAAGAGGCUUAAGCCUCUUGACGUCAAUGUCGUCUUCAACCCAUUUGAUCUCUACAAUCGAGAUUCUUCCACUGAAAACUUUUCUGGGCAUGAGACGUGGAUCCGUGUAGAGAGGCUGGAGAAGCCUCUCUGUGGGAACGACAGGCCUAUAUUUUUCAGGGGAGUUGCCACGAUCGUUGCCAAGCUAUUCAAUAUUAUUGAACCUGACGUUGCAAUUUUUGGGAAGAAAGACUACCAACAGUGGCGUGUCAUCCGUCGGAUGGUAAGGGACUUGGAUUUCGCAGUCGAAAUUAUUGGAUGCCCAAUUUCGCGGGAGGAGGAUGGGCUUGCAAUGAGUUCUCGGAACGUCCGCCUGUCUGCAACUGACCGGCAAAAUUCUCUUUCAAUCAGCCGGUCGCUGCGAGAGGCAGAAGAAGCGGUGAAAUCUGGCGAAACCGACGCGAGGGUCUUGGAAGAGCUAGUACUGAAGGCCAUCACAUCUGCAGGAGGGUCGGUAGACUAUGCAAAGAUAGUCGACCAAGAAACGCUACAAGAGGUGAAGACUGUCGAGUUCCCAGUGGUGUUUGCUGUGGCCGCACGGUUUGGUUCGGUCCGCUUACUGGACAACAUGGAACUUCAACCCCCAUCUCUACCUCCGAGUAACCCAGUUUCUCCACAACCAACUCCAGGCCCUAAACUUGGGCAUGAGAUUGUCUUCUUUUGAGAUAAAUCCUGUGUAUUGAACUUCCGCUCUAUUGUCUACAUGCCGCUGCGAACUUGAAAGAGCCCAUGUCUGGGUGUUCAACAAGCAAUCGUUGGCCAAACAAUGGAGCUGUUGACCAGAUUUCAGUUCCUUCCAUUUGACAAACAAAAAAUUGAAUUUUCCUGUGGUUGUUUAUUUAGAGAAAUGUGGCACAGUAGAAUUGAACGGUUCAGUUGCAUACUGUUCAAUUCGAGAAUUGUAUACAACAAAUUGAAAUAAAAUUCCUUUUUCACAAUUAUUCCUGAA